AUAAAAACUGUCACACAGCGGAGGUAGUGGCGUCUUGGUCCCUGCAAAGUUCUCCCAGUAGGACAUUUCCUGCAGACACAGAUCCAAUCAUGUCGAAGGCAAAGGAUAUGGGCUCCUCCAUCAUCCACACCCAGCAGAUGCAUGCUGCGAUGGCGGACACUUUCCUGGAGCACACAUGUCUGCUGGACAUCGACUCUGAACCUGCUGUGUCUCGCAACACUGGCAUCAUCUGCACAAUCGGACCUGCCUCCCGAUCUGUGGAGAUGGCCAAGGAAAUGAUCAAGGCUGGGAUGAACAUUGCAAGAAUGAACUUCUCUCAUGGCACACACGAGUACCAUGCUGAGACCAUCAAGAAUAUCCGUGAGGCAGCUGAGAGCUUCAGCCCAGGCACUGCUGAAUACAGACCCGUGGCCAUCGCUCUUGACACCAAGGGACCAGAAAUCAGGACCGGACUUAUCAAGGGCAGUGGCACCGCUGAGGUUGAGCUCAAGAGGGGUGAAACCAUCAAGCUCACACUUGACAACCAGUACCAGGACAAAUGUGAUGAGAAAGUCUUGUGGCUCGACUACAAGAACAUCACCAAGGUUGUGCAGACCGGCAGCCACAUCUACGUUGAUGAUGGUCUGAUUUCCCUGAAGGUUAAGGAAAUUGGCAACGACUACCUGAUGUGUGAGAUUGAGAAUGGCGGUAUGCUGGGCAGCAAGAAGGGAGUCAACCUGCCUGGAGCUGCCGUUGACCUGCCUGCUCUGUCUGAGAAGGACAUUGAGGACUUGCAGUUCGGUGUGGAGCAGGGUGUUGACAUGGUCUUCGCCUCCUUCAUCCGUAAAGCUGCUGACGUUCACGCUGUCAGGAAAGCACUGGGCGAGAAGGGCAAAGACAUCAAGAUCAUCAGCAAGCUGGAGAACCACGAGGGAGUACGCAGAUUUGAUGAGAUCCUGGAGGCUAGCGAUGGCAUCAUGGUUGCCCGUGGAGACCUGGGCAUUGAAAUCCCAACAGAAAAGGUCUUCCUCGCCCAGAAGAUGAUGACUGGCAGGUGCAUGAGGAUCGGCAAGCCCAUCACCUGUGCCACACAGAUGCUGGAGAGCAUGACCAAGAAACCCCGCCCUACCCGCGCUGAGGCCAGUGAUGUCGCCAACGCCGUGCUGGACGGCAACGACUGCAUCAUGCUGAGCGGUGAGACCGCCAAGGGAGAGUAUCCCCUGGAGGCCGUCCGCACACAGCACAAGAUUGCCCGUGAAGCCGAGGCAGCCAUGUUCCACAGGCAGAUGUUCGAGGAGCUGCGUCGCACCACUCAUCUGACCCGUGACCCCACAGAGACCGUUGCUAUCGGCGCCGUCGAGGCUUCCUUCAAGUGCUGCGCCAGCGCCAUCAUUGUGCUCACCAAGACUGGCAGGUCUGCUCACAUGCUGUCAAAGUACAGGCCCCGUGCCCCUAUCAUUGCUGUGACCCGCUGUGGCCAGACCGCCCGCCAGGCUCACCUGUACCGCGGUAUCUACCCUGUGCUCUACACCAAGCCCGCCAACGACGUCUGGGCUGAGGAUGUUGACCUGCGUGUGAACUUUGCCCUGGAAGUUGGCAAGAACCGCAAAUUCUUCAAGUCCGGAGACGUUGUCAUCGUCGUGACCGGAUGGCGCCCAGGAACCGGUUACACCAACACUAUGAGAGUUGUGCUGGUGCCUUGAACUUAAUCAAAGGACAUUAGUAACGGCUCCCCCCCUCCCCUCUCCUGUGACCCGCCCCUGUCCCCCCGCCCCAUGUCGGACUUUUCUUUUCUUUUCUGUUGCUCUUCAUCACCAACAGAAAGUCAAAAACAGGCCGCUCCUUCAAAGGACUUUUGAAGGUGUCGUUCACAGACCAGAUCCAUAUUUGUAAUUUACUGUCUAAAAACCUGCUCCCAGAGACUGAACUCAAACCCUUUCAGUGGAAACUCUUCUGUCAUGUGUGUGCCAACUCUGUUUGCAUGAGUGGAAAUCAGUGUUCAUGCUCUGCAUGCACUGUAAACUAAAGUACACAUUUGAUCCUUUCCCUGGUUUUUGGUUCUUUAAUUGUCCAGGGAUAAAGACAAAGAUGUACUGUGAGUGUUCUCUCCAAUGUUUCAUGCCGAAC
Messenger RNA from Epinephelus moara (kelp grouper), 2106 nucleotides. Its product is annotated as pyruvate kinase PKM-like. Gene Ontology annotation, biological process: glycolytic process. Lineage: Eukaryota; Metazoa; Chordata; Actinopteri; Perciformes; Serranidae. The transcript has 11 exons. Gene Ontology annotation, molecular function: potassium ion binding; pyruvate kinase activity; magnesium ion binding. Bases 90 to 1682 code for a protein of 530 amino acids. Gene Ontology annotation, cellular component: cytoplasm. The record is from RefSeq and is a predicted model, not a curated record.